AUGUGUGAGUUCUCUGUAGACGUGUGACACGGGAUUGCUGGGUGUGAACGGGCCUGUUUCUGCGGGAAAAUUGGAUUUGCAAAUUCGUCUUCCGGCUCCGAGGACGUGGGUUCGCGCGGGGCGUCACAUCACCCCCGGCAGAUACGCCCCGAUAUCUCGCCUCUGGGACGCGUUAGGCCCUCUUCUGCCUCUGUUGCCCCACGGAGAGAUGGCCAAUAACAAGCUAAGAUGUCAGUUUUCGUUGCUGGCGAGGACUCCGAAACAGUGCCACAGACUAGGUGUCGCAAGAAGUAUGAGACAAAAUAUAGUACUAAAUAUGAAGCUGAAUACAUAUGGGUCAGCCCAUCGUCAAAGGGUGACACAUACGCCCUCUGUCGCUGGUGCCAGGUGGACAUAUGCAUUAAGUCUGUGGGAGCGAAAGGCUUGCGAGACCAUGAGAUAACAGGACGGCAUAAGCAGAAAGCAAGUGAUCAGCCCCUGCCUCCUCCAGCUUCCAGUACACAUUUGAAUAAUGCUGUAUACCCAGUGCUAGAAGUGGAAGGAGGCGUGGAGCAGCAGGGUGGAGAGCCUCUAGGUUCUCCAAGACCUGUGACGCCACAGACACCAAACACUCCCCUCAGCCCACAGGGAGAGGACCUUCCUCAUCACCAGCCGACACUAAUUGAUCUCGGAAAUCAACUUCCUGCUACAACAGCUUCGGUUACUACAGGAAUUCCACCUCCCCGUUCAACCGCUGUACAACCAAAAGUUGUUGAUGAAUCUCUAGUGAUAGAAUAUGACGAGCCAGACACAUGCGAUACCAAUGAUUCAGCAGUAGAAAAGGUUUCAAAUGGAACUACAAUUAAAAGGGAAACAGAUGAAAAAUUUCCAGCAAGCACAGAUGAUCUCACGUGUAAUGUGUGUGGCCGGGAAUACACACAGUGGACGCAGCUUAAGAAACACUUGUUGGAACAUAUUCUUAUUGCACAGAACUCUGCAGAAAACAAGCAGAAGGGUAGUGGGAAGAGUCGUGCCAGACCAGCCAGCGGGAGGAAUGCAAAAGCAAGCAAAGGAGGAAGCCAGCAAGGAACAGGGAAUCACAAGCAGGAAAGUGCAGCUGAAGAAACUGCAGUUAAAAGACGUGGGCGACCUCCAGGCAGCAGGAACAAAGGUCGUUCCUCAGGAACAAACACAGGAGCCAGCCAACAGACUCAGAGGAGAACUUCACGUCAGCGCUCAAACCCUAAGAGCACUGCAGCACAAGAAGCAGCUGUUGAUGACCCCCUUUUCAUUGACUCUGAAGCCUGCGAUGCAGAGGCCAAUGGCACAAAUACAACACAGAAUGAGAAUGAUGGGGAAAAUUAUGAAGAAGAGGAUGAAGAUGGAAGUGAGGAGGAAUGUGGCGAGAAUGCAGGAGGUGAGGAAGAUGGAGAAGGGUCUGGGAAGCGGAGGCCUGGCCCACUGCAGUGCCGUGUGUGUCGUGUCAUAUUUUUUAACAGAGGUGAACUAAGGGAGCACCAGCGUUCGGAGCACAACAAUGGGAGGCCGUACCAGUGCACUCAGUGCCAAAAGUUCUUCACUACAAAAAACCACAUGGAAGUCCAUAUGCGGCACAAACACACAACUGGUCCUAAUCCAUGCCAGUGUGUGAUGUGUGGGAAGGUCUUGUCUUCACGCACCAACUUACGGAUACACAUGAGAAUUCACAAAGGAGAGAGGCCAUUUGAGUGUCCUAUGUGCCACAAGGCUUUCAGUCGGAAAGCAAAUAUGGAAAUGCACGUCGUCUACCAUACAGGAGAGAGAAGAUUUACAUGUGAGAUCUGUGGCCAGUCCUUCUUUGCAAUCAACGCUCUCAAGAGACAUACAAAACUUCAUACAGGAGAGAGAGAUUAUGCUUGUGAUAUAUGUGGAGCUACAUAUGUAACAGGCACUGAUCUUCGAAGGCACAGACUGAAGCAUGAUGAAGUGAAGCCAUACCCUUGUCAGCUGUGUGACAAACAAUUCACUCGCUCUCAUGAUCUCAAGGUUCAUUUACGAUACCAUAACAAGGAACUACGUUACACAUGUGAUGUUUGUAACAAGCAAUUUGUUGAAUCUGGAAACUACAAGCGUCAUAUGAGACGACACACGGGGGAGAGACCUUAUAGUUGUGGCAUUUGUCUUCUUACUUUUUCACAGGUACAUCACCUGAAAACUCACAUGAGAACCAACCACAGUGAGGAGACAGGUGCAGGAGAGGAGACAGGUCAAGGGGCAAAUGGAGGCCGUGGAAGACCACCACCUCACCGCAAUCCCCGUUUGCCAUCCAGGCGCACCCCCAAGCCCCCACAGAUGCAUCAAGCACCUGUGGGUCCCUCCCACACCCACCAGCACUCCCACAACCACCCACACCUGGCACCACACUCCCACGGAGUUACACCGAGUGGGAGUGGUGUCGCUCUCCACACAGGUCAGACGGUUUCCCCUCCAGUUGCUCACUCAGGUACAGUCGCGAGCACUGUGGCACCCACACACACCACCCAGAUCCCAACCUCAGGAGGUGUCAAUCACCCAGCAGCCAUGACAGGUUUCCUUCACCAAUAUAACUCCCAUCUUUACAACCACAGUGUUAUGCCUCACUACCCUCCUCUGUUUGAUAUGUGUCCCCAGCAAAACUGUGUUAAUCACCUUCCAACUCAUUGAUUGCUUUGUUGCACUUGAGUGUCUUUAGUUUUUCAGCACUUCAGAAAAUUUUUUUGAGAUUUGCACUAUGAUCUUUUCAUACAGAUUUAUACAACUUGUUUAAAUCUUUAAUAAUAAUAUAGUCCUCAUAAAGUGGCAUUAUUAUUAUUUUUUUUUUUGCGUGCGUGCGUGUGUGUGGGUGUGGGUGUGUGUGUUUGUGCGUGCGUGCAUGUGUGUGUGUUUGUGUGUGUGUGUGUUUGUGUGUGUGUGUAUUUGUGUGUGUGUGUAUUUGUGUGUGUGUGUAUUUGUGUGUGUGUGUGUAUGUGUGUGUGUGUGUGUAUGUGUGUGUGUGUGUGUGUGUGUGUGUGUGUGUGUGUGUGUGGGUGUGUGUUUUUGUCUCUGUCAGAUAGCGUAUCAUUCAUUUCCAAGACAUAUCAUAUACUGUGUUUGAAAAUAAUUCAGGUAUACAUUUUUUUUUUAAGAAAAGAAGAGAAAUUGUAAUAUGCUGCGUAAGAUGUACUUUUAUUUAUUCUUUGUUUCUAAGGGUUUGCUUAACCAGAUUCCUCUGUUGAUAAUAUAACAAUACUGUAGAAAUGUGGUCAGUUAGACAAUAGUUGUUGGAAAAGACAAAAACGAGAAUGGAUAGCCUUACAAUGCAUAAGUAACUGACAUACAUCGGUUAAAUUUUCAUCAGAAUUACAUGUAAUUCAGAAGAAGAUUUACUCAAACUAUAUCAAGUUGUUUGUUCUCAUUUAUACCUUGUUUCAUAUGCAUCACAGUGAACCUUGUUAAACCAUAGAUAGCUAUACUGAAAAUUCAUGGUGCCAUCUUAUAUUUUGGACAAGAUCCUUGUAAAUUUUGACUUUGUUUUUCGAGUAGGAUAAAUCUUAAAUAAAACACGUAGAGGAGGGUCUUCCCUUUAACAGAAUUUUUGUGAGAAUACGGAUGGUGACUAAGUGCCUUUUGAUUUUUUGUGACUAGAUAAGAUUGUUAUCAAGAAAAUAUGCAUUGUCAAAUAAUGUGUAUUUUAUCAUGCAAUAUGACUGAAAGCAUUUUGAUUUUUGAAAUCACCAAAAAAAUCUAUUUAGGUUUGGUUAUUAGCAAAAAAAUAUAAUUUUUUUUUUAUAAAUUUCAAAAACACAAAUGUCAUCCCUGCAUAAACAGUUUUUUACUGUCUCCAAUCAGCUUGUGUAUAAGUACAGUCUGUGUUCAUAUUGUGUUCAUUCAUACCAAGUAUGCAAGGAAGAGAAAUUAGUUCAUCAAGAUUGUGUUCGUGGUUCUUCCAGUCGAUGAAUGAGAGUUGCCGAAACUACCCAGUGAGAUAUGUAUACGAACGUACUAACUUUGUCCAUAUUCUGUAACAUAAAAUAAAUGUUUGUUUGCUGUUAAUGAAAUUGAUAUUUGACUGUUGCUGCUCAUUGAAAGUUACAGCUGUCUAGAAUUUUUCUAAAUUUGCAAUUUAUUCCUGCAUAUGUGAUUUUUUUUUUUUAUCUCUCUCUUUCUAUAUUGUUUUCUCUCUCUAGAAUAUUUCAUUUGAUAUCUGAAAUGAUAUAGAAUGUAAUAUAUCAGUUUCAAGAACAAAGAAAUGAGUUAUACCUAUAGAUUUGGAUUAUUUUUAUAAGAUUAGAGUAACUGAAAUAAUGUGGCAAGAGAGAGGGAGCUAAGUACUUACCAGUGAUAAUGUUGUGCCAAAUAACAAUAUUUGUAUGUUAUGCAAAAAAAGGAAAGAAAAAAGACAAAAGUUUCAUAUACCAUAUUUUGUGUGUGUAAUUUUAGUUAUGACCGAUAUCAUUUCUGAUCCUAAACUGCAUAAAAAAGAUGUAUAUUUUCUCUAUGAUUUCCCUUCCAGAUAUUCAGGGUAUUAUGUUGUUUAAGUACCUUAUUAAAUAUUAGAAAUGUCUUUUUAUACAGAUAUGUAUAAACUAACAGUGACCUUCUACAAAAUGUCACUCUUUAAAACUGAUUAUACUGUGUAUUCAUCAACAGUAAAAAAAACAUAUUGUGAAAAUAAUAAAUGGUUUCUGUUUAAGGGGUUCUAUGAUUAUUGAUGCUGUUGCCAGCAAGUGAUCUGUAUAAAGUUGUAUUAUGAGUAAUAUUUUCUCCAGCUUAUAUCCUUGUAAAUGUUUGUCAGUUUCACAUGCUCAAAUGUCAUUAUUCAGCCCUCUCAGCCCAUUUUUUGGCAACAAGCCUUGCAAGGAUUUAAGAAUGGAAUUUGAUUAUCAUUAAUUUAAUUUAAUUGUUCUGUAGCAUAUUAUUACUCACAGUUUUGUUAAUCAAGCAUGUAAAAUCAUUAAAUUAAUUAAUAAA
Penaeus indicus is the source of this 4947-nucleotide messenger RNA. RefSeq names its product GDNF-inducible zinc finger protein 1-like. The transcript has 13 exons. The record is from RefSeq and is a predicted model, not a curated record. Lineage: Eukaryota; Metazoa; Arthropoda; Malacostraca; Decapoda; Penaeidae. Bases 229 to 2661 code for a protein of 810 amino acids.